AUGGAUAUGUUUAUUCUUGAUCAAUCACAUAUGAUGUAUUCGGAACAAAUACCAACAUCUUCUCUUAAUACAACUACAGUUUAUCUUCAAGAUUUUCAUUCAGAACCUUGUCAAGUAUGUGGAGAAAAUGCUAGUGGAUGGCAUUGUGGUUCAAUUACAUGUGAAGCAUGUAAAAAAUUUUUUCUUCGAUCAGUCAAUGGUGAAUAUCUUAAAUACAAAUGUAUACGAGAUAAGAAAUGUAUUAUUACACGUACUACACGAACACAAUGUCAAUAUUGUCGAUAUUCAAAAUGUAUUGCAAUUGGCAUGAAAAUUAUUGAAGAAAGUUCAAAUCCAAAAAUUGAAGAAAUCUUCAAAGAAAUUCCAUGUGCUGUUUGUCAAUCUGCAUCAUCGGGUAUACAUUUUGGUGCAACAACAUGUGAAGGCUGUAAAGGAUUUUUUCGUCGAAUGAUAAAAGAACGUAUACCACAACAUUAUAAAUGUUCAGAAAAAAAUAAUUGUGAAGUAAAUGCUAUAACAAGAAAUAUGUGUCGAGCAUGUCGAUUUCGAAAAUGUCUUAUGGCAGGAAUGUCUAUUGAAGGUUCACGUAUAGGAAGACAAUCAAAUUUAUUUAAACAUAAAAUGGUUGAAAUGCAACGUCGAGGCUUAAUUCAACCGCAAUUAUUUAAUAUAUUAACUUCAAAUUUAAAUAAUUCAAGAAAAAAGAUGACACAUACAAAUCAAGUACCAUUAGUUGUCUCAAGUUUAGAAGAUAAACUUGAGCCUGAAGUAUUUCAACAAAUAUUGAAGAUUGAAAACGCUUAUAUCAGUCAACUUAAAGAACUUCCAAUUUAUUCGAAUGAAACAGAUGAUUUAUGGAUGGCUUGUAUUUCUCAAUUGAAUGAAUAUUCGAAUCGUGUCAGAGAUUUUAUUGAUAAAAUUCCAAGUGAUUAUUAUAGAAAAAACAAAACAAAUCAUUAUCAAUUGAAAACAUAUGUCUUUUUUUCAGAUUUUAAUUCUAUUAAUUUUAUCGAAAAAUCAUCACUUAUUCAUUUAUCUACUCAUUCUGUUAUUUUAUUAUGUCUUUGUAUACAAACACUACGUUUACGAACAAUAAAUACCAAUUGGAAUUAUUUCAAUAUUUCAUCAAAUACAACAUGUAGUCAAUAUUUACAAGAACGUUUUCCAUUUUUUUUUGAAUUAAAUCGUUUAACAUAUUCAUUUGAAAAAGAACUUCAAAUACUUGAACUUGAUGAUAAAGAAAUUUCACUGAUGCUUACAUUACUUAUAACUUCAAUUGGAAAUAAUAGUUUAAAAGAAGUCGACAAUAUUGAAGAAGAAUGCUUUUCGAUCUUAUUUGAUUAUAUGGCUGUCAAACGUGGUAUUGAUAAUAAAGAUUAUUUUAUUUUAACCAUUCAAAUUCCAUUUUUACAUCGUAUUAGUCAUCUAAUAUCGACAAACAUAAAUAAUUUUAAAAGUUCAUUAUUUUAUGAACUGUAA
This is a messenger RNA of Rotaria sp. Silwood1, 1479 nucleotides long. The record is from the annotation of a GenBank genome assembly. NCBI's taxonomy places the organism in Eukaryota, Metazoa, Rotifera, Eurotatoria, Philodinida, Philodinidae.